Molecule: messenger RNA, 2772 nt
Organism: Durusdinium trenchii
Lineage: Eukaryota; Dinophyceae; Suessiales; Symbiodiniaceae
Source: the annotation of a GenBank genome assembly
AUGGACAGUGAGGGAACUGGGAGAACCUUAGCUGCUCAACAUGCCCAUCGCAUUUUAGGAGAAGCUGGGUGCUCGCAAUUCCCAGAAGAUGCACCCGCAGAUUGGGUCGGAGUUCAGCGUGGGCGGGAUUUGUUUGUGCCUGGUUGGGGUGGCUUCGACAUAGCUGCAGCGCUUGAUGCUAGUGGCGGGGCUAGCGCCUCGAUUCCCAGUGUCAGCGAGCUGCGGAGCAUCGGAUACCUGAUGAAGUAUUUCCCAGACCUUCAAGACCAGAUGAUCCGUCACAAAAUCCAACAGUUGCUGCGAACACCCGAAACUUUGCUUGCACGGUAUAUUGUCCAACACCAUGUCUUCUGGGCAGAUGCUCGGAAUGGAAACAGACUGGAUGAAGUCGAAUCGCACUGGCAGGAUACCAAUGUCGCCAAUCCCUCCAGAGCCCUCAAAGAAGAACCAAAGAAGCUACUUAAUCGCCUGGUCCGUGACCGUGCCAUUGCCAGUCACCCUUUAAUUGAAUUUGCACAUUUGGUUGGACAGCCAACUGUAUUCUUUGAUGACAGUUUUUUCGCUUCAACUCUUGAAUCCUCCUUCGAGUUGUCAGUUCUUGAGGAGUCUCACAGUGUUUUGCGUGCAGCUCAAGAACUCAACAAUUGUGCUGCAGACUACAGUCGAAAUGUCCGACAGAAGCGUUGUGCCCUUGUUGUUCUUCGCUCACGCAAGAAGCUCCUCGCUAUGGGCGAGUGGGAUUUGCAUGAUCGACGCUGGUGUCAAAUCUCGGAGCACAGUGACGAGCCAGUCCGUGAUGAAUGGUUGAAGAUGUACAAGCAACUGGAGACAGACGAUUUCUUUCCAAUUCGAGCGGUACUCCCCCUCCCAGAUUUGGAGACAUCAACAGGUUUGUUACAGGAGGUAAAGGAGGAUGUCGUCUCGAUUUUCAGUGUUGAAGGGUCGACAUCCUUGGAUCGCCUGUGUAGCGCUUCAAUUUUGGGCAUAGAACCCUGUAUGGGAUGGCCAUGUUUGCUUGAUGGAUUGGAGGCAUUCCAUCCAGAGGCUUCUUCAGCACUUUUGCUCUGGAGCCUUGCAGCAGCAGCGAGCAGUGUUCAUUCUGCAGACUGCGAGUUGGAGAUCGUCAUUGAGAAGCUUCUUUGCAAGAGAGCAGACCCGGACACAAUGACAGACCGGGGUUGGAGCUCAUUGAUGUUCGCAGUGAUGGUACCUGAUCCUAGUGCUAUUGUGGCCAGGCUAUUGAAGGCAGCGGCAGAUGUAGAUGCUCGAGCUGCUCAAAGCGGACGCACUGCCCUGAUGCUGGCUUGCAGCAUUCAGAACUUUAGUCUUGUUUGUAGACUGGUGACCUUUGCAGCAUCUCUGGACGUUGCUGCACGUAUUGAUGGCCGUACAGCAGUAAUCCAGGCUGUCGAAGUGGGUGCUUGGAGUAUAGCAGAGUUCCUGCUCGAGGCAAAUGCUGACAUCAAUGCCCUUCGAUUUGACGGCAAAACAUCGCUGAUGCUUGCGGUUGAAGCAAACCAAGUGGAGUUUGUACGAACCAUUGUCCAUCAAAAAGCAGAACUCAAUACCAAGGAUGAACGUGGUUCAACAGCUCUAUCAAUCGCUCUGGAGAUGAAGCGCUCCAGCCAAAUGGAUUUCUUGCAUAUCCUUGCAAAUGGCCACUGCGACUUGAACAUGAUUUGCCCAGCAAGCAAGUUGCCGGCCGUGACCCUCGCAGCUUCAGCCGGCAACAUGGAGGUGGUCGAACUACUAGUACGGUGCCGUGCUGGAAUACAUGGUGAACAUAGCUCAGUUGCAGCUGCAGCUGCCUCGGAAAAAUGGCAUAUGGUGAAGCGCUUGGUGGAACUUGAAGCAGAUCCGAAUGUUGCCAUCAGCUACAAGAGCGAGUCAAUGAAGACAAACGGAUAUGGCAAUCCGAAGCCUUCGACUGUGCUGAUUCAGGCAACUAAGUCUGGAGAUGAAUCACUGGUUCAGUUUCUUUGCCACAAAGGUGCCUCAGCCAAUUUCAUGAGUGACAGCAAUGAAAGCGCUUGCGGAGCAGCAGCAGCGGCAAACCACUUGGGCGUCCUCAAGAUUCUGGCUGAAGCACAUGCAGACUUGGACAGAAGCCCACUUCAUGGUCUUCCGCCUUUGCUUGUGGCAGCCAACUCGAAGAGGUGGGCAGCACUUCAUUUGCUCUUGGAGCUUCGUGCUGAUACGGAAGUCUGCAAUCCAGAUGGAGAAACUGCAUUGAUCAUAGCAGCAAGUCAAGGAAAUGCAAGAGGAGUUUCCAAGCUGAUUGAUUGCAGAGCAAAGUUGGAAGCACGCAGCAAAGGCCAGACAGCCUUGCUUGCAGCUGCACGCCAGCAGAGCUGGAUGGUUGUGCGCAGACUUGCGGAAGCACGGGCGGAUUUAGAUGCAAUCGAAUCACCAGAUGCCAAGCCAGUCAUUGUCCGCCUGGCUGAGACGUCACAGUGGGACACUUUGAUUCACUUGGCUCGACAUGGGGCAAACUUGGAGGCUAAAGGCCUUGCUGGAAGAACCGUGCUGAUGUAUGCUGCCGAGAGUGGCUUGGAUGACGUUGCCUGGUGGUUGUUGCAAUGUCGAGCUGACCCUAAUGCUGAAGAUCAAAGGGGGGAAACGGCCUUGCUGAAAGCUUGCAACCGCCAGUUAGAAAGCUUCAUGCGACUUCUUUGGGAAAAUGGAGCACGUAUUGAGAUACCACUGCAGAAAUCCAGAAUUCCUGCGAUGUCGAAACUAUUGCGGAAAUGGCAGGGAAAUACAGACGACUGA